Messenger RNA from Sardina pilchardus (European sardine), 2502 nucleotides. RefSeq names its product toll-like receptor 13. The coding region runs from base 1 to 2154 and encodes 717 amino acids. Gene Ontology annotation, cellular component: plasma membrane. Gene Ontology annotation, biological process: toll-like receptor signaling pathway; immune response; inflammatory response. The transcript has 3 exons. The record is from RefSeq and is a predicted model, not a curated record. Lineage: Eukaryota; Metazoa; Chordata; Actinopteri; Clupeiformes; Clupeidae. Gene Ontology annotation, molecular function: transmembrane signaling receptor activity.
AUGUCUGACACAUGCCUGGUGCUGGAUGCAGCCUCUCCAUACCCACGAUACGACACGUGGUACUCCAGCUGGUGCACUUCUGGGGAACGUACUGCUGUCUGUCAAAAAGUUUCGGACGUGACGCUGGACCUCGCGGGAGUCCCAAACGACAUCCAGGUUCUCUGUGUGGACGGACAGAGUGGCUUGGUGCUUCAGCCGGACGUCUUUGCCAGGUUCCACAGCCUCAGGAGUAUCUACAUCACAGGUUUGUCUGCCGUCUUCCCUGGGGCCUUCAGGGGGCAGACCAACCUACACCUGCUCUCCCUCGUCAGUCCACAGCACACCAACAUGUCGGUGGCAUCAAAGGCGCUCGAUGACCUGCAGAGUCUGGAGGAGCUCACCCUUGGGAACUGUGUGUUGAGUGGAAUGGCACCAGAUGUGUUUGCUGGGCUGAAGCAGCUGAAAAGCCUUCAUGUCUCCUCCCAAGACGAGGAGUUCUCCGAGCUUCUGUGCAGACUGCUGGAUGUAAGCGCCUCGCUGGAAAAUCUGCAGGUCACCAUGGAGAAAGUGGUGACGCUGACGACCCCAAACUGCUCUGGCGGGCUGAAGGCAUUCAACAUCACAGGCAUCAUUUUAUACUUUGAUACAUUUCAAAAUGCCCAGGAGUCUGAAUGGGAUAGAUGCCGAUCACUGGAGAGCAUUGCCCUCUUCUCAUUCCUGGACAUGUCAUACAUCAACCUCAGCUUCAUCCACACCCUGAGGCAUACUCUCAGAGUGGGCAAUGUCAGGCCCAGUGGCUCUGACACCUGGAAUAUGCAGGUGUUCAACCUAAGCCUAAUUUUUCGGACGUUCCCUCAACGGCUGGCUGACCUCUCCAUCCAGUCUAUGAGCCUCAUGACCCUCUUCAUUGCUGUCGAUAGCGCCCCAAAUGUGGACCUGAAACUCAGCCUCUCUGGUGAGCAGAUCGUUUUACUGGGCUGCGAGAGGCGCUUUGUGAAAUCCGUGUCCAUCCUCCAAGUGGCAGCCAAUCAGUUGUUAUGUGGACCAGACUCCAGCGCUGCCCUUGGACACUUCAGCUCUGUGGUGCAGCUCCGUCUCACUCAGCGCUCUCUGAGCACAGCGCAGGACCUGUCUGGCCUAAACAACCUGCUGCAUUUAAAACACCUGGACCUUCAAAGCGUCAACUUCAUUAAUCUGCCAGGCCUGAAUGUCAUGUUCCAUAAUCUCACCAGACUGGAGAGCCUGGGUCUGUAUGACUGCUGGUUGGAUUCCCUAGAGGGAUCCUUGGCUGUAGACCUGAGGUCUCUCAAAUAUCUGUACUUGGAAAUUUCAUCUGAGACCAGUAUGACAGAAGCCUUUUUUGAGCCCCUCGUCAGUCUCAAAAGUGUGAUAAUAGUCCAACUUCAGCUUCGCUGCAACUGUGAGAACGCCUGGUUCAAUGAGUGGGCGAGGCAGCAGAAGCGCGUGGAGGUGUUUCCGUAUCGCUCCCAGCAGGGGGCACUGCAGUGCCAGAGCGGGGGCAGGCUGGAGGAGCUGGCGCGGUACGGACGGGAGCACUGCAGUCUGGACGUGGGCUUGGUGCUGUUCGGCAGCACGGCGGCCUUCCUGUUGCUCUUCAUGCUGGCUGUGCUGGUGCAGCAGCUGGCCGCAGAAUACCUGCGGGCCUUCUUCCACAUCGCUCACGGCUGGCUGGACGAGGCGCUGCGCCGCAACACCAGGGGGCGCUAUCUCUACGACGCGUUUGUGUCGUACAGCGGGCGGGACGAGCGCUGGGUGGUGGAGCAGCUGCUGCCGGGGCUGGAGCGGAGGGGCCCCCCCUUCCUGCGCCUCUGCCUGCACAGCAGGGACUUCCAGCUGGGGAAGGACGUGGUGGAGAACAUCACCGACAGCCUGUACCGCAGCCGCCGCACCCUGUGCCUGCUCAGCCGCCACUUCCUGCGCAGCAACUGGUGCUCGCUGGAGCUGCGUCUGGCCACCUACCGGCUGCAGGUGGAGCACAGGGACGUGCUCGUCCUGCUCUUCCUGGAGAAGAUCCCCUCGCGCCUGCUGACCGCCCACCACAGGCUGGCACGCCUGGUCAAGACCAGAACCUACAUCGACUGGCCACAGGACCCCGCCCAGCAAGAGGCAUUCUGGGAAAGACUGUGGGCCAAACUGGCCCCACCCAGGGACUAGGAGAAGGAAUUAUGUACCGGUCCAAUGUAGAGUACGUACUUCAUAUUUGUAUACGUGGCAGAGGGUUGCCAUAUCUCAGUCAUCCAGGAUCGUCCGGAUAUGGCCCAUAAUGCAGUGCUGAAACUGAUUUGAUUGGAUAAUAUUGGAUAUAACAUUUAAAUGGCAGAAGCAGAAACCUCAAUAUACAAACUCUAUUUGUGAAUGUGUACUUUGAUAUAUUUAGCUGCUUGACUAAAAGCACUAGAUCUGAGAACAUCACAUCCUAUUGACCUUCAAAUGAACUCUUUUGACCUUCACAUCAACUCUUUUGACCUACACAUUAACUCUUUUGACCUUCACAUUAGCCAU